AUGUAAUCUCUUUGCAUCCCUUCCUCGCGAUCUUCUCGCACUCUUUUCUCGUUAUCGAUCAUAGAUAAGAAAGGAGGGGGUCUAUGGCCUCCAUUGUUGGUUGUAGAGGGGCCAUGAAGGCUACAUAUUUAUCACGAGUCUAACGAGUUUGACGAGGACCAUUAUACCUUUAUUGCUAGAUGAGUCCGACAAAAGGGGUAGGGCAAUCGACAUGACGAAAAAGAGCAAUUAACGAGGUAUAGUGCGGCGAUUAUUUUGAAAAGAAAAAAGAAUGUGCAACAAGAUUUUUGAAACUGGGGACUCUAUAUAAUUUUUUUCAAACUUAGGGUUUUUUUUUUAAAAUAUCCAAAAAAAAUAAUCAAAUGUGUUUUUGAUUUUUUUUCCAUCUUUAAUGCAUGCAUAUUUAACGAAUUUGAAAUAAUUUCAAAAAACCUCUAAUAAAGGCAUUUGGUUACUUUAUCUUUUUGUUUUGUUUCAUUUGAUCCUAACUCAAAGAAUGGUUCAUAUCAAGAUACAACCAUUUAUUAAUCUUGCUGAAUUUAAACCACUAAUAUUCAUGGUAAAUCGAAUUUGUUGCGUCUGAACCGCUAGGGUUUAGACUUCACUGUGGUUUUGGAACUGACGAUUCCAUGGAAAAUGGAAUCACAACCGUAGCAGUUCCAAAAACCGUUAGUUAUGGAGAUGGAUCACAUUGUGCUCCUUACGCCCGACUCUUCUCCCUCAGUCGGUCUUUAUCCGCCGUUAACACCAACACCCAUGGACACAAUAGUUCCUCCAUGCUCGGCGCCUGCUCCAUUUGCAGGAUCACCGAUGGGUUGCUUAGGUUCGUCAUCCCCAAGCACAGUAACAUCCGAAAGCUAUCAAACCUCUCCCCCAACAUGAGAUCUUAUGAACCCAACGGCUCCAUCCUUACAAGAAUGGGUGGAGCAACACUAGCCCCUAGAUGGCCCAACAACGGCUCCGGUGGAGGCCACACCGCUACCCUGGAGUUUCAUGGGUGGUUCGGUCUGUUUUCCGUUCUGGUGCCGGUCCGGCGGCUAUUUCUACGUUAGCCCAUGAAAUGCCGAGCGUGCCCGCGUCCUCCUCGUGUCUACGGAUCUCGUCUCCUUACUCCGAGACCGCGAAACCCUAAUCCUUUUCCUCCCUCAAUUUGUGGAGCCGGAGUGAAAGAACGGCAGGUCUCGCCAUUCCCGGACGAACGGGCUCCCGAAUCAAUGGAGUCCCUGGCGCCACGCAAGGAAACGUGGAUCAGGGCGGAGCGAGAGGGCAACGACGCCCUGCCCGUUGCCGAGGCUGGUGACUUGGACGACCGCUCCUUCGCGACGAGUGAGCCUGCGAGCGAUUUGAAGGAAGAGGUGAAAGGGUUUGUUUAGGGAGAUCCGGUGGGGUGGACGGUUCUGGACUCGAUGGCAGCAGCUAGAAUGAUGCUUCUACACAUCUAGUCAACAAUGUGCCUGAAACAGACAAGGGAGUUCAUUUCUCCCAGCCAUUUCUUGUUUUUGGUGCAAACAAGUGAUGAAGGCUGACAAGCAGUCAACGGAAAGUCCUGACAGGCUACGAGGAUCUGCACGAAUAUAUAGAUCAUCAAUUAAAAUUGAUGUGCCUAAUAUUGUCUCCAUGUCAGCAUAUGUGGACCUAACUCUACCAGGAAGUGCUGGCCUCUGUGUACACACAAUUCAUCAUCCUAUUUACUUGGUUGCUGACUCAUGGUAGUCUCUGGAGGGAUGGGUGGAUGCUAUUCGCCUUGUCUGCACCAUUUUUACCCAAGGAAAGAGUGAUAUUCUUGCCAGCAUCCUAACUGGUUGACCACCCGUAUUUGAGAAUUUGUUCUCAAGACAUCAUGUUAUAUAACCUGAUGAAUUCCAAGUAUCCGAAUACGUAUAUAGCAUCUCCUCAUGUCAUUUGGUUGUUAGUUACCCAUAUGAACAAGAGCAGUAGUUUAUUUCUCCGAAAGUUCAAGCCAAGUUUACCACAGAUAUCAGUUUAUCCCCAUGUCAUUUCUGUAGUUGCUGAUGCAAACACUGUGAACUUGUCGACUAGUGGCUUCGUUGUCUCUGUGAAAAUACUAUCUUAUCUUACCAUUCAUGUUUGGCUGGACAUUAUCCAAAACUGGGCCACCAAAAUGAUAGAAAUAUUUAUGUUUUUUUUUAACAUCCCAGGUCUCAAUCUUUAAUCAUGUUGAAAGGGAGAGCGUUGCAGCCCGGCUACACCAAUGGAACCAAAUUAUGUACAGCAUGUAUUGGCGUCGGCAGGUCAAAUCAUUGCAGCAAUAAAUAAUUGGCAGAAUGCUUGGGAGCCGCAGAGCGCGCCCGCAAUGGCGUUAUGGAAUCAUCAGGUGAAGGAAAGAAAGAACAGGUGAUUGGAUUUGUCAUGUUAUGGGCAUCUUUGUAUGAAAAGAUUGAAGCUGGGGAAAAGAAGGGGAGCACGUUGGACCGCCAAAAGUUUCAAGGUCUUUUCUAAUCAUUGCCGCUGAUACAGGGUGAAAGCCAAAAGCUUUUGGAUGAAGUUGAUCCAUACACACUUUUCCUUUUUUCUCCUCGUCAAAUUAGCUGGCUCGGGGUUCGACCGGGACAGGUGAUCCUCAGAUUAAUAGUGUGCAGGAUUCCCCUGACAUGUCGCGUCCGCUGCUCCUCCGGACCAUCCUAACUUCACGGUGUGCCGGCACCCCUCCAUAUAGUCCGGAGGCGCGCGCAGUCGGGGGAGAUGAGCGGGGCCGCCGGAGGAUGGAAGAUGCCGCCUCUGCGUCUGUUGCGCAGCCGUCCUCAGCGACCUCCUUCCUCCGCCUCCUGGGCCUCCUCAAGCUGCCCGACGCCGACCCCGAUCCCGACCCCUUCCCGACUCGCCACCUCGAGCUCGACGAGAGCGACGUGGUUUGGUCAUCCCCCUCCGAAGAGCUCUCCUCCUCGCCCUCCCCGUCCUCCUACGACGACCGUGAUUCCGUAGAUUGCUUCUCCUCCCCGUCGCCUGGUCUCGUCCGGAGCUCUGUCCCGGGUUCCUCCUUCUCGCCCUUUGGCCGAUUCCGCCGCAGGCCAGCGCCGGAAAGGUGCGGCCUUUCCGCCGCCCUGGCGGAGGACCGGCGUCCCCUGGUUCUUCAGCGAUGCACAACCGAGAGCACCGCGCGGCCGGUAGAGAUGCCGGAAGGGAGGGCAGUGGAGGCUUUGGUGGCCGGGAGGGUGGCCCACCAUCAGUCAGCGCCGGUUAACGUCCCUGUGUGGCCGAGGUGGAGGAGCGAGCGGCAAGAUGAUGUCUUGGAUGGAUUGGAGGAAGAGGAAGGACGGGAGGGCGAGGAGGAGGAGAUGGUGCCGCCUCAUGUGAUCGUGGCGAGAUCGCACGUGAUGACGUUCUCGGUGUUCGAGGGCGUGGGGAGGACCCUCAAAGGGAGGGAUCUCCGGCGGGUGAGGAAUGCCGUGCUGCAGAAGACCGGCUUCCUCGACGUGUAAAAGGCCAAAAGCCACCGCCUCCUUCCCUCCCUCUGCUUCAUUUCUUUUAAGUUCCUUGUUUGUGUGUGCACGUUCUUCCUGUUCAUAUAAGGAAUAACCAGUUGAAAUGUGGCUCUUUUUUGUGGUCUAUGACUGUUCAAGUGUAGUUACAGGUUUAUGGAUCCCAAGAAUUCUCAUGAUGUCAAUUUGCUUUGCCUUUAUUUGUUUCCCUCAACUUGUACACAUACUUAUUGUUGGUGGGUUGAAAGAUUUAGUAUAGUUUUCUCUGUCUUCCUAUUAGCAGAUAAUUUUGGUUACUCGUUUGCUAGAUGUUUAAUCUUUUCUAUAUGGUUCAUAUAUUCCUUCCCUCUUUCCCUUCAUUUGGUCAAGAAAAUGACACUUUUGAGCAGCCAAUUCCAGAUAUUGGUUGGAGAGUUGAAACAUAGGUGGUAGAAUCACAAAUAAGAUUGCAGGCUUCAUGUUCUUCAAAUAGUUCUAUUGAUUUGAUCAGUUUGGCUGCUAGUGUAGAAAAGCUGAACCCUUUAGUGUGGAUCAUUUUUUAUCUUUUGAGGUUGUGGCCUUUUCUGCUCCACCACUUCUCUCAGCUCAACUUGUGAUCCAUAUAGCCUUCUCAUGUUGACAUCCAAAUCAGAAAGAAACAUAUCAUGUUUCAAGUUGUCUCCAAUAAUUCUGCCUCGAAUGAAUCUUUCUAUUAAGAAGCAGAAAAGGUUGAUUUUUUUGGUUUUAGCUUAUCACCUACGAUUUCCAUGCUGCAUCUAACACGAUCUCUUUUGCAGAUGUAAACACAUGCCACCACCUUUUAUUCAUUUCUCUCAGCCACAAUUCUGUCAUCAAUGGCUUUAUCUGUAAGAAAGUGAGCUGGUACUGUAUUUGCUUGCAUAGAAGAAAUUUUGGUAGAUGAUGAUGACGACUUUGGAAUAACUCAGAAGAAAGAAAGAUAAAAAGAAGUUAUGGAGUGAUGAUGCCAUGAAAAUGCUACUGCAGAAAGUCUAGGAGUUUUCUCCUCUCUCUCAAUGUGAGAGUUGUUCGAAGGACCAAAAAGAGAACACAACCUGAUGAAUGAAACAGCGUCGAUCCAACGUGAAUCGAUCGUGUCGGGUUUGACCAAACCCUGAAGCAAAGAACUCCACAGUGUAGACCAAGUGACGUGGAAUUGGGACCGUAACAGCGGUCGGCUUAAUAUCUAUCAGUGUAAGAUCAACGGCUAACGUCAUCUUUUCGCCCCACCAUUACCGUAUCUUUUAAGAUGGCAUUAAAUGGCAACGGUCGGCUGCUCCCAACGGUCACAUUUUCCUUCAAAUUUUGAGCUGUUUUGGGACCGAAAUGGCGGAAAGAAGACAAAACGGGCAAAAAGAGAACACAAAAGCAAAGAAACUCUAUAGUCUCUCCUCCUCUCCCUUCUCCCCGGUCCACGAUUCUUGGAGGUCCUAGCCACGAAGCCUAACUCCCAGAUCCUUCUCCCCUCUCCUUUGUUUGCGGGUCCAAGAUUCGGAGGUGGAGAAGACCCGGUCACCUUUGCUCGAACCGGUGAUGGACGACUCCUUCGAUUCGAUGGUGUUGGUCUCGGGGCCCAAGUUCGUUCUUUGGGGGCUCGGCCAAAUGGCGUUCAAAGAUGAUGUUGUAAUGUUUGUUAAUGCGGGAGGCCACGAGAUACAUGGCCAAGAUUCCCGUGUGAGGAUUGAUGGCGAUUCUUGCUUUCAAGGUGGAGAUGUAAUAGAGACCAACGAGAUGAUAAUAGAAGGUGGCGACUGCCCAUCUCUUUAUCAGUCUGCGCGGUAUGGAGACUUCUGCUACAAGUUUGAUAGUCUUGCUCCUGGGGACUAUUUCAUGGACUUGCAUUUCGCGGAGAUCGUCAAUACAAAUGGUCCUAAAGGAAUUAGGGUGUUCAAUGUAUUUGUGCAAGAAGAGAAGAUAUUGUCUGGGCUUGAUAUAUUCGCUGUUGUUGGAGCUAAUAAGCCACUGCAGCUAGUUGAUCUCAGAGUUUCUGUGGUGGAUGAUGGGAAUAUUUUGGUAAGAUUUGAGGGACUUAGUGGGACUCCAACAGUUUGUGGGAUUUGCAUCAGAAAAGCACCAGCCUUAUCAGACUUGGCGAAACCUGAACAUCUUACAUGUAUCAAAUGUGCCACUGAGAUAGAGGUUUCUCCACUUAAGAAUAAAUUUCAAAAUAGAAACAUUGCUCAGUACGAGAAGAAAAUACAGGAGCUAACCAGUGAAUGUAAAAUGAAAUCUGAUGAGUGUUAUGAAGCUUGGAUGUCACUGACAGAUGCAAAUGAGCAGCUACGAAGGCUGAACAUUGAGCUUGACAAUAAGCUCUUCCAAAAUGAAACACUUGAACAAAAUCUCGAAAGAGAGAUGGAGAAAUUUAGAGAUACCUCUGAAAGGUACAAGAAUGAUAAGAAGCUUUGGUCUGCUGCAAUCGCUAAUCUGGAAAAAAAGAUUAAGGCCAUAAAAGAAGAGUACACUCAACUUUCUCAAGAUGCACAUGAUUGUGCCAACUCAAUUCCAAAUCUGAAUAAGAUGACCAUUGCGGUUCAGGCCCUAGUUGCACAAACUGAAGAUCUUAAAUUGAAGUACAGCGAGGAGAUAGCCAAGAGAAAAAAGCUAUAUAACCAAAUCCAGGAGGCAAAAGGGAAUAUCAGGGUGUUCUGUAGGUGUCGCCCUUUGAGUAAGCAGGAGGUUUCAACUGGUCACAAUGCUGUUGUAGAUUUUGAUGCAGCAAAGGAUGGUGAAAUUGGAAUUAUGAAUGGUGGAGCGACAAAAAAAAGCUUCAAGUUUGAUCGGGUCUAUACUCCAAAGGAUAAUCAAGCUGACGUUUACGCGGAUGCUUCACCCUUGGUCACAUCAGUCCUUGAUGGCUACAACGUGUGCAUAUUUGCAUAUGGGCAGACUGGAACAGGGAAGACUUUCACAAUGGAAGGAACUGAGCAAAAUAGAGGAGUUAAUUACAGAACGCUGGAGGAGUUGUUUAAAAUAGCUGAGGAACGGAAUGAGACGUAUUCCUAUAACCUUUCUGUGAGUGUUCUGGAGGUGUACAAUGAGCAAAUCAGAGACCUGUUGGCAACAUCUCCAUCAACAAAAAAGUUGGAGGUAAGGCAGGCAGCUGAAGGGUUUCAUCAUGUGCCAGGGAUAGUAGAAGCUAAGGUUGAAAACAUAAAGGAGGCUUGGGAUGUCCUGCAAGCUGGGAGUAACGCCAGAUCUGUUGGAUCUAACAAUGUGAAUGAGCAUAGCAGCCGAUCGCACUGCAUGCUUUGUAUAAUGGUGAGAGCCAAAAACUUAAUGGAUGGAGUCUGCACAAAAAGCAAGCUUUGGCUUGUGGACUUGGCUGGAAGUGAGAGGCUGACAAAGACAGAUGUACAGGGGGAGAGGCUUAAGGAAGCCCAGAACAUUAAUAGGUCACUCUCUGCCCUCGGCGAUGUCAUUUCUGCUCUUGCUACCAAAAACAACCACAUUCCUUACAGGAAUUCCAAGCUGACACAUUUACUGCAAGAUUCACUAGGAGGUGAUUCGAAAGCUUUGAUGCUUGUACAAAUUAGCCCCUCAGAGAACGACCUAGGAGAAACUGUCAGUUCUCUGAAUUUUGCAAGUCGAGUACGGGGAGUAGAAUUGGGUCUUGCAAAGAAGCAGGUUGACACAGUUGAGUUGCAAAAGAUGAAACAGAUGAUUGAUAAAGUAAGGCAGGAAUCUAGAACUAAGGAUGAGUCAUUGAGGAAGCUUGAAGAGAACUUUCAAAAUCUAGAGAACAAAUUGAAAGAAAAAGAACAGCUUUGCAGGACUCUCCAGGAAAAGAACAAAGAGCUCACAAACCAACUGGAGUCUAACACAGAAUCACAAAGUUUGUCAGAGAGAAAACAGUGGCAACUCAUAGAGAAAUUGAAUGGGAAGGAAGAAGCUUAUGCUGUGCUUCAGCAAAAAGUAAAAGAGAUGGAGUGUAAAUUCAAGGAUCAACAACACUCUGAAUCUGUUAUUCUUCAGCUAAAGGUUAAAGAGCUUGAAUGCAAACUUAAAGAACAAGCACACUCUGAAAAUGUAGCUGCACAGAAGGUUAAGGAAUUAGAGUACAAACUAAAAGAAAGACUACAAUUUCAGUUGAAUCUUGAACAAAAAGUCAAAGAGCUGGAAAACAAGCUAAGAGAACAGAAAGAAGAACAAGACUCCAUGUUACUAUUACAGUCAGCAGAUAGAUCAAGAAUUGCAACACCAAUAGAAGGAAGAUCAUUUUCGAGUAAUGAAUCAACAAGUCAUACAGACCCUCAGAUACUGAGAAAUUCAAACUCCUUAAAUAAGCCAAUGACAAGUCAGUUUUCCUUCUUACUUAAAGGAGUAGAAUCUCUUCAUGAGAUCAAAAGGAAAAGAGACAAUAAUAGAAGUACGUCUGUCGAAAAUGAGAAUGUUAUUUCAGCAAGCUUAGUAGAGAAGAAGAUGGCACCGACUGAACUCAGCAGAACUAGAAAAGUUGAUCCAGCAAAAGCAUAUGGAAGGCUAACUAGGACAACAAAGGUCAUUACAACACAAAAACUCUUUCUUCAUGGCAGAAAUAAGAAGGAACAGCAAGAUGGUGCAGCCAGGGAGAAAGAUAAGACGAGGGCCUGGGUCUAGGUAUCCAUCAUAUGAGAACAUUUGCAUCCAAAAUGCAAAUUUAAGUUGAAAUUUAAGUUGUUCUCAACUGUAUCUUGUUGUUGAAGCCAAAAUGCACAUUUGCAUUGUAACUUAGAAGCAUUAUGAAUUUUAUGUUGAUUUUUAUCUGCCAAAAUACUUUUUGAGCAGAAUACAAAAUUCUUCUGCUGUUUUAUAUCAACUACAAUUUGGAGUAAGGUCCAACAUGCUUUCAUAAUUUUAUCAAGAUCCACAUCCACCUGGAA
This is a messenger RNA of Musa acuminata AAA Group (dessert banana), 8299 nucleotides long. Its product is annotated as kinesin-like protein KIN-14E. The transcript is spliced from 26 exons. Gene Ontology annotation, biological process: microtubule-based movement. The record is from RefSeq and is a predicted model, not a curated record. The coding region runs from base 4971 to 8036 and encodes 1021 amino acids. Gene Ontology annotation, cellular component: microtubule cytoskeleton. NCBI's taxonomy places the organism in Eukaryota, Viridiplantae, Streptophyta, Magnoliopsida, Zingiberales, Musaceae. Gene Ontology annotation, molecular function: ATP binding; microtubule binding; microtubule motor activity.